AUGCGUCUUCUCUUCGUCCUUUUGAGAGUACUAGGAGCCCUCUGCUAUAGCUUCUUCCUGGACCGAUUCAAGGAACCCCCUGCAUUUGGACCUAUGUGCGACUUGCUAUGGUCAGACCCCUUGGAGGAUUUCGGCAAUGAAAAGAAUGCUGAACACUUUUCUCACAAUUCAGUACGAGGUUGUUCUUACUUCUACAGCUAUGCAGCUUGCUGUGACUUCCUACAACAUAACAAUCUUCUCUCCAUAAUCAGAGCCCAUGAAGCUCAAGAUGCAGGGUAUCGUAUGUAUCGCAAGAGCCAAACAACUGGUUUUCCAUCCCUUAUCACAAUAUUCUCAGCUCCUAACUACCUGGACGUGUACAAUAACAAGGCCGCCGUGUUGAAAUACGAGAACAAUGUGAUGAACAUUCGACAAUUCAACUGUUCACCUCAUCCUUAUUGGCUCCCGAACUUCAUGGAUGUCUUCACAUGGUCACUACCAUUUGUAGGGGAGAAAGUAACGGAGAUGUUGGUGAAUGUGCUCAACAUAUGUUCCGAUGAUGAGCUCAUGGAUGGCGAGGAGUCGCUAGAAGAAGCAACAGCAGUGCUAAUUGUGCCGGAAAAAGGUGCAGCAUUGCGGAAGGAAGUCAUCAGGAACAAAAUUCGUGCCAUUGGCAAGAUGGCUCGUGUAUUCUCUGUCUUAAGAGAGGAGAGCGAGAGUGUAUUACAGCUGAAGGGUCUGACCCCCACUGGUGCUCUGCCACUUGGAGCCUUAUCUGGGGGCAAAGCGUCACUCAAAAACGCAAUGGCAGGAUUUUCGCCCAACCACAAGAUUACAUCCUUCGAGGAGGCUAAGGGGCUUGAUGCCAUGAAUGAGCGCAUGCCCCCCAGGAAGGACGCUCCAGCUCCGCCUCCAGUCACUUCUUCCCCUUCCACAGUAGAUGAUGCCAGCUCCAACUCCUCCAACACAGCACCCAACACCCACUUGUGAAACCCACAGCCUCAGGUUGGUUUGGUGUGUGAAUGUAGGUGAUGAAAUGUCAACAUCCUGCUGAUCUCAAGUACGGGGUGACUGCUAGCAGGGUGAGGCUGCCUGGCCAGUUAUUGGUUGUGAUGCAAGUCUUGCCUCAGCCCCUGGUGGGCCCCACUGGCCAGCCAACCCCACUAGGCAUCUUGCCGAGCCCUUGCCGCUGCCGCCCUUACCGCUGCCGUUGGCUGGGGCUAGGCUGGGCCGGGUCGCGGGCCAAGUGAUCGAAGGCCCAUCGGUGCUGCCACCAUGGAGGGUGCAGAGUAGUGUGGCAGAUGCGGCCUGGCCGGCCCCAGGUCGUCGGCACCCAAGCUGCUGCUGCUAGAGACUUUGACCCGGUCACCCAACCCCCUCCAGUGUCCUAUCCAGUACACUGUCAGGCUACCACCCUCUGUGUUGCCUACACUGUCGGCUUUCAGUUGCACCCUUCCUACCCAUUGUGUUGGUGAUGUGAGUGAGGACCAUGACUGUUCCCAUGGGGGCUGCUAGGGUUGCCACCAUUAACCAGGAGCCACCAUAGGCUCAGGAAUAAUGGAUAGCCACUGGACAGGUGUUAGCAUGGUGGUGUGUGAAAUGUGUCAACCCUCCAGCAAGGCCAUACUGACCAGGAGUUACCAGCUGCAGUGUCUGUCCAGGUUGUGUCACAUACUAACAAUGAUACGUCUACAUUGAAACAUUACUCACAUUAUCUAAGUGAACCUGUUCAUACAUUGACAAAAUCAUGUAAAUAGUUUUUCUUUAUUAUUGUGUAUAGCAUGCUUGAAUAUUUACAGACUGUCGUACAGCCUCUCUAAAGCCCCUCUGUAGUAAGACAGCAGCCUGUGUAUUGGUCCAGUGGACUGUUGGCAAGCUUUUCCUGACUAUCUGCCAUCAAUGUGACAUUUAAGGAUGCAAUACAUUUUGGCCUGUGUGCAAUAUAUGGUCAUUCUCAUCUAGAAUCCUAAAUUAUCUUAGGUUAGAAUGGUAGCUUGUCAUCUCUUGAUCAUUGUUCUGUGGCUCCUCAAAAUGUGAAUUUCUAUAAGUUUAAUACAAUAUAGCAUUAAGCCUACAGAGGGAGUGGUGUACAUGCAUCAAUGAAGCAACCUGUUUCCCGGACUAUUAUCCUCGUGUAAUUCAGUCCCUCUGACAGUAACAUUUCAUGUUAAAGAUGAUCCUGUUGCUACUGGACGUUUUCUUCUUGAUGGUAAUUUUCAUACAUGCAACUGUUUUGUCAUGUGAGACUGUAGAAUUCAUAUUUAUCAACUCUGCCAUAUUAAGUGUUAUAUAAAAGAUAACUACUAAUAAUAAUAAGUCGUGUUUAAAAAACAAAUUUUAUGCCUUUUUCCAAACCAAAGUGUCCUAGUCAUAUUUCUCACGUGGAAACAAGGCAUCAGGGCCCAGCCAGUAGCAUGUUGGGCCUUAUUGAGCCCCGACCCUUCCCUUCCAUCCCCCUGCCCCAUCCCCAUGCCCCCUUCCCCUCCCCCAUGAAAUUCUGGGCCUCACUCGCCAUGAACUAGGAAUCAUCCACCACCAGUCCUAGAUUUUUCUCCCCCCUCCCCCCCCUCCUCUCCCCUUCCCAUGUUUUAAGUGUUGAAAUGAAGACCCUCAAAAAAAUACAAAAAAUACAAAAAAAUAAAAAAAAUAAAAAAAAGGAAGAAGUAAAUACAGUAAGAACAUCCAAGAAUGCGCUCACUUAUUUUUCACUAUAAAGACUUUGCUGGUUGGUGUAAAUUUUUAACAUGCAAGUAGCCCUAAACUUUUUUCUCUUGUAGCUCUUAAUACCCAUGAGAAAUAUGUGAAUGUGUGUUGAAAAUGAUUAUUACGAUAUGUUAAUAUUUAUCAUUAUAGACAUGAAUAAGACUAUAAUUUGAAUAUAAUUUUAUUUGUGAGAUAGAUGUUGAUUGCUUUAAUCUGGUAUAAACAUUAUUUUCUGUGAAAUAGGAUCUAAGUUUUCUCUUGUUACCAUGUUCUUUAAUAAAACUAUUAUUAGGAAGUCUCAAAUGUUGUAUAUCACAAGUAUAACCUUCCAUAUUGUUUUUACCAUUUGAAGCUGAUGUUCUUUUGUCAGUCCAAAGCAUAAGCUCUUCAUGCCAAGCUUUUCCAGGUCAAGCCGUUCCAGGCAGCUGCAAGGAAGUGGCUGGUGCUGUAGGCUCCGUUAACUGUAGAACCGCAAUAAUAAUUAGUUUAAAUAUCUUAAAAAAAAAAAAAAAAGAGAGAAAUAAAUAUAUGAGGCCAAAUGUGUACAUAGUUGUACCCUGCCUACGGUGCAGAGCCCAAACAGCUACCAGAAUGCCCCCUGCAUCCCUGGAGAAAGUUGCCUCGUGCCCUUGCUACAGGUCAGUCCUCGAGAGGCGAAAAAAAAAAAAAAAAAAAAAAAAAAAAAAAAUAUCGGUCUGCUACCUUGUGCAGUGUACAUGAAGCCUGUUUAUCCCUUGUGCAAAACAUCAGUAAGAGGUAAUAAAACAUGUUAAUUAUUAUUCUAUAAACUUUAUUCAAGUGUAAUUCAUAACUAAUCCAGAGCCGUAAUCAUGACCUGUAUCAGUGUGUGUAUUGUUUCCAGCAGUUACAAACUUAAAUGCCUUUGUGCAACUGUUUUAUACUUCUCAGCAUCUCUGCCUUUGUGGUGUACUGUAAUAUAUAUUUAGUUAAUAUAGCCAUGUUCAUUCUUUUUGUUUAACUGUUCUAAUUCAAAGAAUAAUUAUUAUGACUGGACGUUUGCAUUGUUUCGAGAUUGAGAUUCUAAAUAAAUUCUAAGAAUCUUUAA
Penaeus chinensis is the source of this 3748-nucleotide messenger RNA. Its product is annotated as serine/threonine-protein phosphatase 2B catalytic subunit 3-like. The transcript has 11 exons. Gene Ontology annotation, molecular function: calmodulin-dependent protein phosphatase activity; calmodulin binding. The record is from RefSeq and is a predicted model, not a curated record. The coding region runs from base 1 to 969 and encodes 322 amino acids. Lineage: Eukaryota; Metazoa; Arthropoda; Malacostraca; Decapoda; Penaeidae. Gene Ontology annotation, cellular component: cytoplasm; calcineurin complex. Gene Ontology annotation, biological process: calcineurin-mediated signaling.